AUGAACAGCAGAGAAGUGAAGGAAUACCUGUCUCACCACCUCGUCCCUCAGUUGCUGGAGAGUCUGUUGACAGGUCUUCUGUAUCAUUGUCCUGACAACCCUGUCAGUUUUCUGCAUGGCUGCCUGAUCAGGACUAGACAGCUGGGGGGUCCUGAGGCCAUCACCUGGGACACCUUCAUCCACCUGGACAGAGACGAACUGAGACCUGGACCCCCAAGAACAUCAACCUCCCCUACUGAGUCGAAGGAAGAAGACACAAAGACUGGCAGUUCAGAGGUCUGGUCUCAGCUCUCCAUAGACUCGGACUCUGACAUGACGGAGAGUUCUGGACUCCUGCAGGAAGUCAGCAUCCUCCCUCCUCAGAGACCACGCCCCGUCAUCAUCUUCAUCAUUGGUGGGCCAGGAAGUGGGAAGGGAAGUCAGACAGCAAGGUUAGUUCGCUGCUUCUGCCUCAGAGCCGUUUCAUUGGACGAUCUGCUCAGGAAGCAGCUGCUAAGCCACGCCUCCCCCAGCAGGAAGUGGGAGGUUAUUUCAGAAAUGAUGAGUCACAGAGAGCUGGCAACACAGGAGAAGACGAUCUCAGAGCUGAGGAGGCAGCUGAUUGGUCAGAGGGAGGUCAGAGGGGUUGUUGUGGAUGGAUUCCCUCAAGACGUCCACCAGGCUCUUAGCUUUCAGGAGCAGAUUGGCUCUCCUGACCUGGUGAUGCUGCAGCUCUGCUCCAAUGAGACUGUAGCAGGGCAGUAUUGUGAAUAG
Seriola dumerili (greater amberjack) is the source of this 753-nucleotide messenger RNA. RefSeq names its product adenylate kinase isoenzyme 5-like. Bases 1 to 753 code for a protein of 250 amino acids. Lineage: Eukaryota; Metazoa; Chordata; Actinopteri; Carangiformes; Carangidae. The transcript has 7 exons. Gene Ontology annotation, biological process: nucleoside triphosphate biosynthetic process. The record is from RefSeq and is a predicted model, not a curated record. Gene Ontology annotation, molecular function: AMP kinase activity; ATP binding. Gene Ontology annotation, cellular component: cytosol; cytoplasm.